Molecule: messenger RNA, 315 nt
Organism: Adineta steineri
Lineage: Eukaryota; Metazoa; Rotifera; Eurotatoria; Adinetida; Adinetidae
Source: the annotation of a GenBank genome assembly
AUGAAUAAUAUACCAUCGCCUCCCUCCAACUAUCAAUUUUCAUUACGACAAAAACUUGAUCAAAGGGAAUUUUUUCGAAAUCGAUUUGAUUUAUUUACAUCACGAUAUGUUAAUCUAUACAAUUCAGCAAUUGUCAUGGCUUUACCAGAUAAUUCGUCGGAUGAAAUGCGUCAUCUCAUACAAGCUUUAUUAGUAACUCAUGCCGAACCGAAAUUAAAUAGAACUAUCAAUGAUUCAAUAUUGACUUCUGCUAACUCUAAUAAUAAUAAUAAUUGGUAUCAACAUUUCAUUCAUCCUCGUCUACGUUUUCCAUAA